Messenger RNA from Spizellomyces punctatus DAOM BR117, 1804 nucleotides. RefSeq lists its product as uncharacterized. Bases 38 to 1519 code for a protein of 493 amino acids. Lineage: Eukaryota; Fungi; Chytridiomycota; Chytridiomycetes; Spizellomycetales; Spizellomycetaceae. Gene Ontology annotation, biological process: regulation of transcription by RNA polymerase II; regulation of cell cycle. The transcript has 7 exons. Gene Ontology annotation, cellular component: transcription regulator complex; nucleus. Gene Ontology annotation, molecular function: RNA polymerase II transcription regulatory region sequence-specific DNA binding; DNA-binding transcription factor activity, RNA polymerase II-specific. The record is from RefSeq and is a predicted model, not a curated record.
UAUCGCCUAUAAAUUGGCGACGAAUUACGCAAGAGUGAUGCGAAACAGCAUAUGUGCUAUGGGCAGUGCAGAGAAUACAGAUCUCACUGCUCCCUUUAUGGGUGGAGUAAGAAAAAGGUCGGCAAGAGACGCGUUCGGUACCGACCCAAGAUGGGAUGAUCCCCGUGGAGGGGACAAUUUUCGCUCUUACAAUCCUUCAGCCCAAGCUUCAGCGGUUCAACCAUCGCCAUUCGUUCUCGCCCAUGGUGGCGUUCCAUUCUCUACUCAACGUCUCGCCCAUCGAUCCCUUCCCCAGAUAUCCUAUCAGCAACGCCCGGAUCACUUUGUUUUUUCAUCAUACCCAGCACAUCAAUCCCAUGUCUAUGUCCCGCAGUAUCCGUCUCAUGCUCCGUAUUCUUCUUUUCGGGCUGCGUCGGUCCCCGGGGAAGGAGGUGUCGCUGCUGCUGCCGAGGGCGAAGCGGCACCCAAUGCAACGUCAAAAGUUAUACCCGAAGUAGGCGAGGUUGAAGUCAAUAGGAGUGUUAAAGGAUUGAGACAUUUUAGUCGGUGCGUGGCAGAUAAAGUUCAAUUGAAAGGAACGACAACCUACAAUGAGGUAGCGGAUGAGCUUGUUGAAGAAUUUACGGUACAGGCUCGAGAUACGAAUACCAAAUUCGACCAUAAGAAUAUUCGGCGUCGAGUAUACGAUGCCUUAAACGUUCUUAUGGCCAUGGACAUUAUUGAAAAAGACCGUAAAGAAAUUCGCUGGACAGGCUUGCCCGCGGAAGGGUCCUUUCGAAGGGAGCUGGAUGUCCUAGAGCGACGCAACGCAGAGCUGCGUGCACUAAACGAAGCGGAAACCCGCAGCGUUAAUGAACGUAUACGAAAGCAACGUCUCUUAAAAGGACUUAUCCAUCGAAACCUUCAAAGAAAGGAUGCGGAAGUGACCUCAUCAUCUAUCGGCUUGACAGGGGCUUCAUUCACCACGAUACCUCUCCCUGAGCAUUGUCUACCAUUACCAUUCCUCAUAUUAAGUUCCUGCCGAGAUGCCGAAGUUAAAGUAGAAUCGAAUGGAGAUAAAUCGCAGUGCUGCAUAAGUUUCUCCAAUCCCUUUGACAUGUUGGAAGACAUGGAAGUUAUAGCCAUGGUGGUCGGGCAACAGCAAACGGCAGAAGGGAACGAGGCUAUUUUGGACUCUGCAUUCACAACCUUCAAAGAGCAACCUGCAUUGACGGAGCAUCCCGCCCUUGAUAAUGGUCUUAUGGGCAUAGGUCAGCACUCCCAACAGCCUAUACAUCAAGGGAGAUCCUUUGGAGAGCCUCAUCGAACUUUGCUUUCAGCAAAUGCUGCAGCAUCGGUAGGCGCCGGUGGCAUGGGCCGCGGUGCGUCGCCUUUGACGCUCCCCCUGCCGACCCCAUCAUCGGCAUACGGUACCCCGGUCGGAUCUCGACCGGGAUCUCCGAGUUGCUUCCAAUACCCAGCUCCCGAAGAGUUGUUGGGAAUGGUUGGUUUGACAAAGUCUCGAAAAGUUGGCGAGUGACAACACAGCAAUUUGACAGUGGGAUGGGUGGGUUAUUUGACAGAUCAUGUGUUUAUUCCUGUCAGACCGGGAACGUCAUAGGUAUCUUAUCUUCAUUUUUGACAUUCGCGUGCAUACGCGGGGAGGUUAGAACGAUGGGGGAGGGAGGGUUUGACAUGGACGAACUUUUCGCGGAAUUCCUUGUGUGUUUUUUAUGUAUUUUUCCUUUCUGAUAUCCACCGACUGUUGAGUCGCGUAUAUACCCUACUCGGAAGAAAAAAUGCAAAUAUACCCUUAACUUUGCCC